Messenger RNA from Morus notabilis, 888 nucleotides. Its product is annotated as transcription factor WER. The record is from RefSeq and is a predicted model, not a curated record. Bases 1 to 888 code for a protein of 295 amino acids. Lineage: Eukaryota; Viridiplantae; Streptophyta; Magnoliopsida; Rosales; Moraceae. The transcript has 3 exons.
AUGGGACGAACUCCUUGUUGCGCCAAGCAGGACGGAAUGAACAAAGGACCUUGGACGGCUCUUGAGGACAAAAUCCUCACAGACUACAUCAAAACUCACGGUAAAGGAAAAUGGAGAGACCUUCCUAUAAAAGCUGGUCUUAAAAGAUGUGGAAAGAGUUGCAGACUAAGGUGGCUGAAUUAUCUCAGACCUGAUAUUAAAAGGGGUAACAUCUCUGAAGAGGAAGAGGAUCUGAUAAUCAGGCUUCACAAGCUGUUAGGAAACAGAUGGGCGUUGAUAGCGGGAAGACUUCCUGGACGAACCGACAAUGAAAUAAAAAACUACUGGAACACAAUCUUACAGAAGAAAAGGAAAGGUAGUAGUAUUAAACGAUCAAACCAGCCAUCUUCCAAUUACGAGCUGGAUCAUGAGAGGAAGAAGCUGCAAAAUAACACAAAACCGGCACACUCUCAAAGCAUUACCCAAGCAAUAAUAUCGACCAAUACCAAAACGCCGACUGUUCAACGUACAAGUGCAGUUCAGACAGAGGCUUUGAAGCAUUGCACAAAUAUUAACCAGGUUCUGGUUAGUGCGCAUCCUACUGCGAGUGUUGCUUCAGUACAACCACUCCGAGUUGACGAAUUUUCACAGCCCACAAAAAGUGCCCUAGAAAAUCACCCUUAUACUGAAUUAGAUGAAAACCCAACAGUUCGACCAAUGGAAAAUACUAAUAACGUCUCAAGUACUACUAAUUGUGACGAUGAGGAGGGUAGUUUUCUUGAGAAACUCCAGUGCUUUGACUUUGAUUUGGACUUCUGGGAGCUGUGUAAUGUUGAUCAGUUCAAGAUUAAUGGUGUAGAUGAUCAUGAUAACUGUGAUCGGGGGGUAUUGAUGGAAAAAACAAUGUAA